AUGGACCCAAAUCAGAUAGAGGGAUGCAGUCUUUGGUGGAAGGGCCCUGAAUGGUUAGGGCAAAAUCAUUAUCCGGAGCAGCCAGGCACCUUGGAGUCUCAAAUAGCAGAAGAGGAAAUUCGUCGUACCGCACAUCCAACCACCAGUCGAGUAUCAGACUUCAGUGAAGACUAUGUUCGAAGGUUUUCGUCAUAUACCAAACUAAUACGCAGUACCGCUUAUUGGAUGCGGCUCAUGCGUAUUCUCAAGAAAUCUGAAGAGAACUGCAAAAAUUUACUAACCGUCGAAGAAUUGGAACAAGCAGAAUUUUCUAUCAUCCGCUGCAUCCAGCAAGAAUCGUUUCCUGCUGAGUGGAAGGCGUUAAUGAAAAACGAAAACGUACAUCGAAGUUCACCACUUAGAUGGUUUACCCCACGAAUAUCAUCAGAAGGACUAAUUCGCGUGGGAGGCAGAUUAGGAAGAUCCAUGGAAUCGGAAAAUACGAAGCACCCAAUUGUGCUACCAGCUAAACAUCCGUUUACUAAGAUGUUAUUCGAGUACUAUCACAUCAAGCUACUUCAUGCUGGUUCUCAACUACUGCUAAGCACAGUGAGACUGAAGUAUUGGCCACUUGGUGGCAGAAAUGUUCCACGACAGGUUGUGCAUAGUUGCAUGAAAUGCUUUCGAGCGAAACCCAGCCCUAUUGAGCAGUUUAUGGGAGAACUACCUCAAGCACGUGUCACCGUAGCUCGGGCAUUUCUAAGGACAGGCGUCGACUAUUUUGGUCCAGUACACAUUCGGCCAGCUCCAAGAAAACCAGCGGUUAAGGCAUACGUGUCAGUCUUCAUUUGUCUGUGUACGAAGGCUGUACAUCUAGAACUCGUGUCCGAUUUAUCCACAGAACGUUUUCUCCAAGCUUUACGACGAUUCACCGGUAGAAGAGGAUACUGUUCAGACAUCUAUUCAGACAAUGGGACAAACUUUGUCGGAGCCCGAAAUUAUCUGCGAGAGAUCCUCAAACUGCUGCGCAACGAUCACCACAAGGAAGCAGUUUCGAAGGAGUGUGCGAACAACAAUAUCCAAUGGCACUUUAUACCCCCAGGAGCACCUCACUUCGGAGGACUCUGGGAAGCAGCAGUCAGAUCAGCCAAAAAACAUCUUUUGAAGGUUCUAGGAGAGAACGCGGUUUCAUUUGAGGACAUGACUACGCUUCUGGUGCAAGUAGAAAACUGCCUCAACUCCAGACCAAUUACAGCGUUAACGGAUGAUCCUGACAAUCUUGAGCCUCUAACACCGGGACAUUUUCUUAUUGGGGAACCCCUACAACAAAUACCGGAGAGAGAUGUUCGCGAUGUACCCUUGAACAGGUUGAACAACAAUCAAACGUUGCUGAAAAGAAUCCAGCACUUUUGGGAUCGUUGGAGAGUUGAAUACCUGACGCAACUUCAAGGGCGAUUCAAAAGAUGGAAGACACCAAUUGAAAUCAAGAUCGGUCAGCUAGUUGUCAUCAAGGAUGAUAACUUACCACCAAGUCGUUGGAAGAUGGGACGAGUAGAUCGAGUUUUUCCAGGACCUGAUGGAGUCGUAAGGGUCGUUACUUUGAAGACUGCAACAGGACUAUCCACGCGUCCAGUCGAAAAGCUUUGUGUUUUACCAGCGUCGUCUCAACCAGAUUACAAGCUGCCUAGUUUCUCGGAGGAAGAUCAGUAG
Messenger RNA from Uranotaenia lowii, 1689 nucleotides. RefSeq lists its product as uncharacterized. The transcript has a single exon. Gene Ontology annotation, molecular function: nucleic acid binding. The coding region runs from base 1 to 1689 and encodes 562 amino acids. NCBI's taxonomy places the organism in Eukaryota, Metazoa, Arthropoda, Insecta, Diptera, Culicidae. Gene Ontology annotation, biological process: DNA integration. The record is from RefSeq and is a predicted model, not a curated record.